AUGGAAGAACAGCUUAUAGUUGAAGUCGAGAAGAGGCCAGUACUCUAUGACAAAAGUUUGGGAACUUAUAAGAAUGCCACAUAUAGAGACGAAAUAUGGAAGGAAGUAGCCAAUGAGCUUAAAAAUGACGGCAUUCGUCAAGAUGAUGUUCUUUUAUUUGUCACUGAUGCCGCACCAUACAUGAUUAAAGCUGCGAAUUCGUUAAAAGCACUUUAUUCGAAAAAGGUGCAUGUCACCUGUCUUGCACAUGUGCAUCAUACAGUAGCAGAAACAAUUCAUGGAAAAUUCAAUAAUGUAGACGGACUUGUGACUAUUGGGAAUUAUUCAAGUUCUGAAAUCUGUAAUCAACAACGAAUUAACAGUCCGGAAAGAGAAACAGAUAUUAUUAAUGAAGUGUCAACAACUCCAGAACGUUGCAAUGAACAAAUUGAACAUAACAUUAAAUUACGUAUAAAUAAAUGUUCUUCAGCUACUAAAAAGCGUAAAAAUGAAGCACCAGAAGAUAAUAUUGAUGAACAAAUUUUGAAUAUUAUUUCCAAAGAACAUGAUGCAGAUGAACAAUUUCUAUUAGGUUAUCUUCCGACAUUAAAACGUAUGACACCAAAACAAAAUGCCAUUGCAAAAAUAAAAAUUCAACAAGUUUUGUUUGAUGUUGAGUUUGGAAUUAAUUAUUCAAAUUCGCCUUUUUCAAGCAACUCGGGGCAUUCCACCUACUCGUCUGCGUCUGUUUAUGCACCGAUUUUAACUCCUCUUAAGACUCAAACCAAGCCCAGAGGAACAAGUUGGGGCGGCGGUGGCACUGGUCAUGGGCGGCGGGGUGUUGGUCGUGGUAUCGGUGGUGGCGGCGGCAGCGGCGGUGGUAACGGUGAUGGCGCCGGUGGUCGUGGUCAUGAUGGUGGAAGGCGGCGGGGAGGUGGCAGAGAAGAAAAUGUUUCUAG
Messenger RNA from Acyrthosiphon pisum (pea aphid), 938 nucleotides. RefSeq names its product keratin, type II cytoskeletal I-like. Gene Ontology annotation, biological process: regulation of transcription by RNA polymerase II. NCBI's taxonomy places the organism in Eukaryota, Metazoa, Arthropoda, Insecta, Hemiptera, Aphididae. The record is from RefSeq and is a predicted model, not a curated record. The transcript is spliced from 4 exons. The annotation marks the transcript as partial. Gene Ontology annotation, cellular component: nucleus; transcription regulator complex. Gene Ontology annotation, molecular function: DNA binding.